AGCCCAAACAUAACCAGUCUGUAAAAUAAGUGAAUUUGCAAAUUUUAACUGCGAAAAAGUCACCCACAACAAAAAUUAACCAAAUAAAAAAGCGAAAAGCAAAACAUACCAACAAACACAUCAUAUCAAACCACAAAAAGAACAAUAAAUCAACAAAACAUAAUAAAAAACCAAUAAAGAAAACUUUAACCAAAAUAAAAAAAAAAAACACUUCUAAUCGAAAUCGAAGCAACAAGAAUAGACAAACCUAAAUAGACACCCUAUUGUUGUCUAGGGCUCAGCCAUAAAUCUCUUCUUAGCUUGAUUUGUAUUAGUGUUUGUGCGUGUUUGAAGUCAAAGAGAGUAACAUAAACAGCAGUGUCGAACAGAGUGAAAGUGUCAAACGAAAGCAAACAGAUAGGAAUUCCCGUUUUGUUGUGGCUAAAGAAGAGAACGAAGUGUGAAGUGGUAUUGUAUAUACAAACACCAAUGUUUGUAUGAAUGUGUGAAUACAUGUAACAGAAGCGUGAAGGAAGUGCUUUUCGAAUAUACCCCUCUACCAUUAUUAUGAAUAAAAGCAUAGAAAGUCUUAUACAGCACGACAGCGGCAAUAUGUCCUCGGAGCGUCAAUCAUCCGAGGAUGUACAGGAGUCGACUACAGCAGAAGAUGCUGCCUUGGAUGGUGAUGGUGAUUACACCGAUGAUAAUAAUUUCGAAUCAAAUUUACGUCGUCGCAAGGGCAAGAUAAUCUCCUGCGCCAAGGAGACAAUUGAAAAUGCAUCCCGUCAGCUGAGGCGUAAGGUGCCCUAUGCUGGCCAUUUGAUGACACCACGACGUCUAUGGCUCAACAAAAUACCCACCCAAUGUGAUGUGGUCAUAGAGUUUCCGGAGGAUGCUCCCGAUGAGGCUCUAAGAUGGUUGCUGGCCCGCAUACGUUCCCAACCACCAGCAGGUUUAGGGCUGGUGGUGCAGGUGAAGGCCCAUGAGAGUUCAAGGCGAAAUGCAUUUUAUAUAAGUGCUCCUACAAAUAUACUUUUUCGGGCGGCGGAAGAGGCUCGUUUACCCAAACGUUUGCGUCCCGAUUUGGGGGGUGCCUUAAGAGAAUUCACAACCCGCGAGAGUCAUUGUUUUCAACAAAUCAAAAGCGAUGAUGGCAACACUGCGUUGUUUACCUCCCAGGAACGUCAAUGGCUGGUCUUGCAAGUACUGCAGGGUUUGCGUGCCGGUCAAUCAGAUAUUGAGGCCCUACAAGGUAGGGCAGCUCUGGAGGAGGGUCAAAGCAUAGUGGCCGCCUGGCAGGAAACAGGCUUGAUAACUCAGGUAUUCCCUUUGCAUGAGACAAAAAGUUUGGCUUCGCUGCAAAAGAGUUGGGUCAAGCAAGUAUUGGCUCCCCAGCCCUUGGAUGACAUUGCUGAAUACUUUGGUGUCAAGGUGGCUUUGUAUUUUGCCUGGCUGGGUCAUUACACCUGUGCCUUGGGUGUUCCCGCCGUUUUUGGCACCAUCCUGUAUGCGUUCCUAUGGGGCAAGAACCAAAUGGCCCAGGAUAUGGGUCAUGUUUUAUUCUCAUUGUUUAAUGUCGCCUGGGCUUCGCUGUAUUUGGAGGCAUGGAAGAGAUAUUCAGUGGAGUUGGCAUUUCGUUGGGGUACACUAUCAACACCGCCGGAGCUUUUAGAGCCACCAAGGCCAUUGUAUAAGGGCCCCCUGGUGGAGAACAAUGUUACCGGUCGCUUGGAACCCAAAGAGGCGCCUGCAUGGAAACGACGAGCAUUUCGUUAUCUUGUCAGUUUUCCCAUAAUCGGAUUAUGUUUGCUUUUGGUAUUUGUUGUGAUGUUCCUCAUGUUACGUUUUCAGGAUUGGCUGGAUAAUAAUAAUUUCCCUGAUAGAGGAAUUACUCAAUGCAUGUAUAAUUUGCACAAGGAUUGGUGGGACUCAAAACUACCGGAAAGUGGUGUCCUUUGCUGUUUGAGUGUUAUACCCAAAGUUUUGUUGGCAGGCGCCAUAACGCUUAUGGAUGAGGCUUAUUACAAGUUGGCCGUAUGGUUGAAUGAUAAAGAAAAUUAUCGCUUGCAGUCAAAAUAUGAAAAUCAUUUGAUAGCUAAGGUGGCGCUGUUCCAGUUUGUCAACUCUUUCCUAUCGCUAUUCUAUAUAGCGUUCUAUCUAAGAGAUGAGGAAAAAUUAAAAGAGCAAUUGGCUGGUCUCUUGAUUUCCCGACAAAUUAUCGGUAAUCUUCGAGAAUCCGCCAUACCCUAUGUAGCUGAGCAAGUGCGUCUGGCUAAGCUAAGUUUCAAUAUGUGGGGUGCUCUAAGUCCAACGCAGGAUAAUAAUCGCUCAUUUGCCGAUACUGUAAUGGCAGCCAAGGCUGCUGCUGCAGCAGUGAGUCCCACAUCGCUGUCCUCUGAAUCGGAGAAAACGAAACAACCCAGUGGCACUUCAACACCACAGCCUGGCACACCUUCAAAACAAUUGCCGAAGAAAUCAUCAACCGAUACAGGAUGUUCCACACCCACAACCACGGCUAGUGCUACCAGACGGAAUAUAGGUCAGGCGGAAAUAGAAAGUUCCUUAUAUAAGUACGAUGGCACCUUUUCGGAUCAUUUGGAAAUGCUAGUUCAAAUGGGUUAUGUAGUGCUUUUUUCGGCCGCCUUUCCCCUGGCCGGCAUAUGUGCACUCAUCAACAAUCUCAUGGAGAUACGUUCGGAUGCUUUUAAGCUAGCCCAUGUACAUCAGAGGCCAUUCGGUCAGCGUGUGGCCAACAUAGGAACGUGGCAAAAUGCUUUGAGUCUGUUAUCAUUGGCAGCGGUCAUUGUGAAUUGUGCUCUAAUUGGUUUGUCCGGACAGGUGUCUCGUUUGUGGCCUGGACUAACAACGGCACAAACUAUCAUAUUAAUUGUGACAUUGGAGCACAUAAUGUUGGGCUUACGUUCCGCUUUGACAUGGCUUUUGCCUGAAUUACCAUCAUGGUUGGCCGCAGAGAUAGCACGAGCCGAACAUUGUCGUCGGGAGAUGCAGUGUAAGGGAACUUCACCUAGACCGACACCACCCACACCGCCUAGUACCACCUCCACACAGCCGGACCAUGAUUUGGGUGCUCUGCAUUUGAAUGAUGUCAACAAUAGUGCAUCCCACUCUAAUCAGCAGUCCAUACAAAGGCAAUUGUCCGAGGAUUUGAUGUAUCAACAGGAGCUGCUACUAAAGCAGAGGGAAUAUGAGCCUUAUGUGGAUGAAAUAGCCAGAUUUGGUUUGCAAAGGCAGGCUGAGCCCGAGGCAAAUGUUUUUGAAAAUCGUGACUCCUCACCAGAUUCACCACCCUCACAGACCAGCACGAUUUUAAUACGGCCCUUGCAUGAGUCAACUCCACCCAAUAGUGGAGCCUCCUUGACCAGUCUCAACCAGGAACUGGGGCGUUCCCAUAGUGGCGCAUGUAAAAGUUGUAAGACGAAAAAGAAAAUACCGGAAAUACCCCCAUUUCAUGGAUAUUCAGUUCGUAAUUUAAGCUCCAUACCAAUCCAAAGAUUGCACGCUUUAACGGGAGCUUCUGCAAGUUCCUUGGCCUUAAAUACCCGUCAAUGUAUGAAUCUACCAGAAAUUCCACCCUUCCGCAAGAAAUCCACGGAUUCGGCAGAUCACACAGGCAGCAGUGCCAGCAGUAGUCCUCAACGCACCACCGCCAACUCCAAUCUAAUCAAUGCUAGCGCCUCCGUUUCCGCAUCCCGCCAACAUUUGCCGCUGCAAUCGCAACCCAUAGUUGUGGCCGCUGCCAAUGUGAAUACAGCAACAUCUGCAUCCGCUUCAUCAUCCAAUGCCCACCACCAGCAGCAGCUGCAGCAACAGCAAUCAUCAUUAACAUCAUCCUCAAACGAAAAGAAACCAUUACCCACUAUAUCCAAGAUAUCGGACAUACCUCCAUUCAAUGCCCGCAAAAUAUCCGCAGAGAGUACCAUGAAUUUGAAUAUAACCGAUAACUAUAACCUAAAAUCCCAUGCACCCGAAUGGAUGUCACGUUUAAAAGUCAACGAUAAUGUAAAUCUCCGUAGGAGUAUUGAUUGCAUAUCCAAGGAGCUUAAAAGCCAUUCAGACACUAUGGAUGUAUUAAAGCCCGCUCCUUCCUGGACCAAUGUGGCCAUGAAAACUUCAACAUCACAACAACAGCAAGCGCAGCAUCAACAGCCGCCGCCGCAGUCCUCUUCACUGUCUGCUGCCUCGCCAGGCGCCUCACAACAAACCCAAGUAAUUGCCUCAUCAUCAUCUUCCUCCAGCGGUGGAGCCUCCACAACGCGAGCUGAAUUCUCACGGCCCAGUGUGGGUGCCAUAUCAACAACAUCCACGACAUCACAACAGCAGCAGAAGGACACACAGUCGUCAUCCACGCAGCAAAAUGACAAGGAGCAGGCUUCAACCUCGGCCACUCAGCAAGCGGCAAAAGCCUCAACCUCCGGCGGAAAUACAACGGAUGAGGAAGCCAAAGCUGCUGAAUUGGCGGCCAAGAAGAAUCGCCUAAAACAAAAGCUGGUAAAGAGUGCCCGUUCGGUGGCCAUAUUCUCAUUGAAGCUGAAAGAGAGGCGACAGCGCGAAGCUGAAAAGGCGGCCACGAUAGCCAUAGAGCAUGCCAAGGCUUUAGCAAAACUACCGCCUUUGCCUCAACCUGGUGGAGAACUCUCACUCAUACCCAUCGAACAGCUUAUACAAAUAGAAGACAUAAAGCCAUUGUUAAAACCUGCAACAUCCUCGAGUACUUCCGCUGCCUCGAAUAGCUCCUCUGCAGCAACAGCUUCGAAUAAUACCAACAAUACAAUGUCAACAACGACUCCAUCGGCGGCUUUGUUAGCGGCGGCGGCAGCUGCGCAUGCGCAUGCGCAACAGUCCCAACAGCAACAGAAUAAUCAACCGCCUGGAUCAUCAUCUUCAGGGGGAUAUUAAAAACAAAACAAAAAGGAGUUGAAAGUAGAUACACUUGUAAUUUUUUUUUUUUUGAAAAGAGUCAUUGUAAAUAGUCCAGGAACAUAAAGCAAAACGAAGAAAAAGAAAAUUACAAAUCAUUUUGCAAUAGACAUAUAAGUUUUAUCAACUUGAAAAUGAAAAAAGAAACCAAGCACAAAAUUUCAUAAUUUUUUUUAAAUUUAAAAAAAAAAAUCAUACUUUA
Molecule: messenger RNA, 5119 nt
Organism: Stomoxys calcitrans (stable fly)
Lineage: Eukaryota; Metazoa; Arthropoda; Insecta; Diptera; Muscidae
Gene: wwk
Product: anoctamin-8
Exons: 18
Coding region: 547-4896 (1449 amino acids)
Biological process (GO): chloride transmembrane transport
Cellular component (GO): plasma membrane
Molecular function (GO): chloride channel activity
Source: RefSeq, a predicted model, not a curated record